Molecule: messenger RNA, 5733 nt
Organism: Esox lucius (northern pike)
Lineage: Eukaryota; Metazoa; Chordata; Actinopteri; Esociformes; Esocidae
Product: hormone-sensitive lipase
Exons: 15
Coding region: 757-4530 (1257 amino acids)
Biological process (GO): triglyceride catabolic process; cholesterol metabolic process
Cellular component (GO): cytosol
Molecular function (GO): sterol ester esterase activity; triacylglycerol lipase activity
Source: RefSeq, a predicted model, not a curated record
UGCUAGCUUUACAGUUUCGAAGAGCUACGUUUGGGUCUUAUCUCUGCAGAUGCCAGAUUACUGACAAAAAUGUGUAUGUAGAAAACGAUUUGUAAACAAAUAAAUGGCUACGUAUGGCUAAGUAAGAAUUGAACGUGUGGAAAGUCGUAAAAGGGUGUUUGAAUUCCAGAUUGAAUUCCACGCGUACGUUUCAUGUUUUACGAUCAUACCAAUUUACGAAAUGUAUUUACUUCCGAUCCUAACAAUACGUACCCUUAAACUUUUGGCAGAUAUCUAACUCCAUACUCCAUAUUGAAAGUGCUCAAAAAUUAUGUAUGCAUUCUGCUCAACAAAAGUAUCUUAUUGCAAAACCGAACGAAAUGGAGACGGACCUGACUGAAUUUGUCCAACAGGGAAACUACUUGACAAAACAUUCGCAACUACAAGGUUUGGUCUGGUGAAAAUGAAUACAACCCGUAAAUUCCCAUGUCCUACGUAGUUACGAAAGCAGUUGUCGAAGCCUCGAGAGCAGCUCUAAUUGGCUACUUGAUAUAGCGUUUGUCGAGUAGGACGUUGAGUAAGAUAUAACUCUGGGUAACGUUUUUUGAAUUGAAACUGAGUUGUAUUAGCUAUUACUGCUUGGUGAGCGGUGCCCCAAAAGAACGAUAAUUUACAGAACACUCAAGAAAAACGUUGAACAAACCGAAUGACCCAUUAGUUUUGUGGGCGAAAGAGAAAACUGUCAGCAGAAGAGAGGAUGUGUAUUGGUUCUUCGAUAUGGACUGGAGAGCUGUGUUCACAGCUUUGGAAGAAGUGUGUGAGGAAAACAUCUCUGUUCUGUCUGCACCUGCGGAUUUGCCAUAUGGUGACCCAUCCAGGCGCUUGGUGACGUGCAUGGGGAAGAUUCUGGAACACGGUCGUGCCUUAGAACCAGUGGUUUCGGGCAUCACUGCGGUCUAUCACCACUACGACUUUGACUCCGAUACCCCUGGGAAUGGCUAUCGUACCCUGGUCAAGGUGUUGCAGUCUUGCCUUCAGCACAUCAUCCAGAAGGGCCGCUACGUCGCCUCAAACUGUGGCAGGGCCUUGUUCCGUGCCGACCACAACGCCUCGGAGAUGGAGGCCUAUGGCAGCGUGCUGUGUCAGCUGCGGGCCCUCCUCUACACCGCCCAGCGCCUGCUCCAAGAGACCAGCCCCGGGCAGCUGUACGGGGAGCCGGGGGGGGAUCUGAGCAGAGGGCUGGUCAGGGAGUACACAUCCAUGUACAAGGCCUGCUUCUAUGGCCGCUGCCUGGGCUUUCAGUUCUCUCCUUCUCUUCGUCCGAUCCUGCAGUCCAUCGUCAUCAGCAUGGUGUCAUUUGGGGAGAGCUAUGACAAACAACACUCUGGGUUAGGAAUGGCUGCGUUCUCCCUCCUCACCUCGGGGAAGUAUGUCAUUGAUCCAGAACUGAGAGGAGAGGAAUACGAGCGGAUAACUCAGAACCUGGACAUUAGAUUCUGGAAGUCAUUCUGGAACCUCACAGAAUCCGAGCUCCUAUCUGGUUUGACCAGUUUGGGAUCCAACCUUGUGCAGGUCAACCUCACCCUGACCAUACCACCAGAGCCCCUGUUUCUCCCGCUGGCCUCAGACCCACGUCUCAGUACCAGUGUCCCCCCCCCACUGGCCCAUCUGGGCCCUGGUCCAGUCCAUAUGCGUCUCAUCUCCCAUGAGCUUCGAGAAGGACAGGACAGCAAGGAGCUGAUGGUGUUCUCUCGUACAGAAGCUGCCCCCAUCUCAGUGUCUUUAGUCCCGUUCGGUGCCCAGAAACUGCCUCCUUCUCCUUGGUUGCUGAUCCACUUCCAUGGAGGAGGCUUUGUGGCCCAGACUUCCAAAUCCCAUGAGAACUAUCUGAAGGGCUGGUCCAAGGACCUGAAUGUCCCCAUCCUGUCUGUGGACUACUCCCUGGCUCCGGAUGCCCCGUUCCCCCGAGCCCUGGAGGAAUGCUUCUACUCCUACUGUUGGGCCCUGAAGAACUGCCGCCUUCUGGGUUCCACAGCAGAGCGUGUGUGUCUGGCCGGGGACAGCGCCGGGGGAAACCUAUGCAUCACCGUGUCCAUGAGGGCCCUAUCCUACGGCGUCCGCGUCCCGGACGGUAUCAUGGCUGCAUACCCGGCAACCCUGCUCACCACGGACGCCUCGCCCUCCCGCCUCCUCUGCUCCAUUGACCUUCUGUUGCCCUUGGGGGUUCUGUCCAAGUGCAUCAACGCCUACACAGGUGAGGGUUCUGAGUGGGUCCAGCCCACGGAGGGGACCAGUACGCUGAGGGCUCUGGGCAGAGACACUGUGUUGCUCAUCAGUCAGCUCACACAAGGGGCGUCCAGCUGGGUCCAGUCAUUCUUUCCGGUGGAGGUGGUAGGGCCAUCCUCAUCUUACCGGAGAUCCCUGGGUAACUUGGCCCACCAGAGAGCCGUCCUGCCGCCUUCAUCCGACUCCUCCCAAGGUCCCAUGAAUUACCCAGAAGGCUUUAAGCCCCUACGCUCUAAGAGCCUGGCUGUGAUUCAGGCACCUUGCUGUCCUGUCGCCAAGAACCCGUUUGUAUCCCCUCUCCUCGCUCCAGAAGACCUCCUCAGAGGACUACCCCCUGUUCACCUAGUGGCCUCGGCCCUGGACGCCCUGUUGGAUGACUCUGUGAUGUUUGCCAAGAAACUGCGGGACAUGGGCCAACCGGUGACCUUAGUUGUGGUGGAGGACCUCCCACAUGGCUUCCUUAGUCUAUCAGGACUGGCUAAGGAGAUACAGGUGGCCUCAGACAUCUGCGUAGAACGAAUCAGGAAGGGGAAGUUUGAGUAUUUGGUGAAGUGGAGAGGCUGGUCUUCUAAGCAUAACAGUUGGGAGCCUGAAGAGAAUAUACUGGACCCCAGAUUACUGGCAGCCUUCCAUAAGAGAGAGCAAGAGAGAGAGCUACUGUUCCGUAAGAGAGGAAAGAGGCCACGGGGACGUCCACGGAAAGUUCUGGAACCAGAGCCAAAUGAAACCAAAUCUGACCGCUCAUCUUCGUCUUCAUCUGAUCUGUCCUCCUCUCCCUCCUGCUCUUCAUCAGAAGAAGAGGAAGAUGAAGAUCACGGGAAAAAAGCCAAACCAGGUCCUCAGCUUCGCAACCUCCACCCCAUGCCCUUGAAAAGGCCCCAGAUCGUGGUGGCCAAGCAGGAGCCUGUCAGGAAAAAACGAGGCAGGAAACCGCUGCUCCCAGAGCUAAGGGCUUUGAGGCAGGCAAAGACACGGUCGCCCCUGCUUCCCCCACCUCCUUCUCGGCACCACCAGGUCCUCAGACCCCCCCGCGAGCCAUCCAGAGAGGAACCCAGAGGGGGGGUGAAGAAGCCUCUACAGCCAGCUAGUUUCACCUACACUGGCCUGAGCUCCAGCCGGACCUCCAGAGAUGAGGAGGUGCCCCAGGAGGUGGCAGGAGGGGCUUUCUUCCAGGCAGGGACCUCCAAACCAGGGCAGCUGAACUCCAUGUGGUCAGGCCGGUCCAUGUCAUCCACUACCACCACCCACUCCUCUCCACCCUCCUCUUCCUCUCUCGGCAGGCUUCACAGUAAGGGAUUGUCGGAUCUGAAGCGCUCCAUCUCUGCUUCUGACAUCGGCGGUACCCGAGCAGAAGGGCUAAAAGUGUCAUCUUCUCUCAAACAGGGCGGCUCUACAUCACAUCUGCACAGCUCCAAGACUUCCAGUGGGUUCGGGGGGGGUCUGGCGGCAUGUAGCCCAACCCAGCGUUCACCGGCUGGGCCGAGGAGGCAGCAGGAAGGCUAUGGAGGUCAGGGGGCGCUUGCGGUUCAGCCGCAGAGGUCUGGGGGUACCAAACCAGCCUCCCCUCCCCCUUCCUCAGUCAGGGACCGUGUCAGUCAAGCCCUCAGCCUCCGAGCUCUCAACCUGCAGAGCGUCAACAAAACCACGCCCGGCAACGGCGUCCAUGGAAACGGAACCUCCGGUGUCACCGGAGUGGCAGUUUCAAGGUCUAGCCUGCGAAGCAGUGCCGGCCCAGCGGUGGGAAGCAUUAAAGAGACCCACCCCUUGUCUGGGCUGAACCAGAACCUGGCACCAGGAGGGGCGCAGCACCUUGGAAGCGUCCCAUCAGCCAGAGAGGACCGGGGAGGGAGAGGGAAGAGCAUGGGGGCAGGGGGUGUAGGAAGGGGAAAUGGAAAAGUGGAGAAGGGUGCAGCAGGAGGCGUGUCCUCAGCCAGGGUUGGUGGAGCAGGUGUGGUGAGACCAGAGGACAGGAUGUCUGGACAGGGCCUUAAUGAGCGGAACUCCCGGACCCUUAACGAGCUCAGCACCGGCGACUCGGACGACACCAGCAGCAGCGAGUCGGAAGAGCAUGAUUCAUCUCCGUAUAACGAGAACACCAAUGGGCCUCGUCUGGUCUCCUUGGAAAUGGAAACGGAGACAGACUGGCGCCCGGCGCGGAGCCUUCUAGAACACGUGUUCGUUACGGAUGUCACGGCCAACUUUGUAACAGUAACAGUGAAGGAAUCGCCCACUAGCGUUGGCUUCUUCAACGUUCGCGAUCAGUGAAGCUGGUCUAUGAACCGUACGUCGAUGUUUCUGUGUUGGCCACUUCUCCUGCCGACGGUAAAAGGAAAACUGGGCUUUCAAAUUGAAGUUUGACAGACAUUUCCAGCCCAAAUAUAUUCUGAUGUCAAGAAAAAAAAACGACCAUUGCUGCAUCUACACUACCUGUGUCAUGUGGUGCGGUUUUAUUAAACACAUUUUUGAGGUCUGAGAACAUUUGAAAUUUCCCUUUAAUGAUCUGAAGGGACGUUAAGUUCACUAAGCAGAUUGUGGAUCUGAGGUCAGCCAAUACUGUGGGUGCUAAGGAACAGAGUGAAUGUGUUGUCCCUUGAAGAGCAGCAAGGUUUGAAUCCAACACAACCUCUUUAUCUAGCGGUACGCUCUUCAGUUUAGGGAUAUGUUUCUCACGAGUAUCUAUUACAUCUGCGGAGGGAUGUCUACAAGGGAGGGAAUGUUAGGUAAUUGGUCGUUGUCCAUUAAGGACUUUGGAAAGACAUGGCUGCCCUUGUGUUUAGCUAUGCCCGCAUGUACAUAGAAUUAUCAAAUUAUUGGCUGACAAGUGUUGACAUACCAUCAUCAUUUUACAAUAUUUCUCUGCUCUUUUUGGACCAAAUGAGUCAUGAAUGUGAAUUGUGUAUUUAAAAAAAAAAAUAGUUUUAUUUUUUAUCUUGUCAGUAUUUCUCUUGCACUAUGGUAUUUUAUGUUAGUGGAAUAUAUCCGACUCUGAAACCUACCUACUCAUCUCAACCAGGCAUUCAAAUGUUGGUCAGUUAUUUUUCAGUGUUAUCCCUAUGUACCGAGCUGUGUUCAUGACCAUUUAAAUACAGUCAAAGACAAAGUUGUUGACAGUAAGAGCCUCAUACUAGUUUGUGUAUUUAUUUAUAGUUGUACAUAUGUUACUCUCCUGUUGAUAUUAUUCUAUAUCUGUAUCUCUGGUGCUUACUCUGGUUUCAUAGGCUCAUGUCUCUGAAGCUAUGUGCCUCCUGCCAUUUCUAAGGUAUUGGAAUAAAAUGUGAGUGCUUACAUAAGGGUGCUUAAAUAUGCCAAAACACUGUUGUUAUUUAAUCAAUGUGGCCUAUGGUGGUCUAGCAGUCUAAACCUCUGACUCUAUGUUAUGUAUGACUUGACAUUAGCUUGACACUGCCUCUUCCCCUCCUUCACACACCGUUCUGUCUCUUCAAUAAAAAACAAAUGUCGAAAACUUUG